GUGGCAGUUGGGAGAGAUCGCCAGUUGGACCGAUGGAAGGGAGUCCAGCAGGACCCAUCGAGCAGAAGGAGGCCAGGUGGGAAAGCUCCCGGGAAGAGCAGCCAGGACCGGCAUGGGGUUGCUCAAGUCCUGAGUCACAAUUUGGGAUUCCUGUGCUCCCUGGGUACAUUCUAUUAAUCCAGUUGAUGGCUUGCGUCCUUCUCGUCAUGUGGCUCGUCAUUCUACUCCCGUUGACUCUCUUUUCAGAUGCCAUGGUCAUGGAUGAAAAGGUCAAGGAAAGCUUUGUGCUGGACACAGCUUCUGCCAUCUGCAACUACAAUGCCCGCUACAAGGACCACCGCAAAUACUGGUGCCGAGGCUACUUCCGUGACUACUGCAACAUCAUCGCCUUCUCUCCCAACAGCACCAAUCAUGUGGCCCUGAGGGACACAGGGAACCAGCUCAUUGUCACUAUGUCCUGCCUGGCUAAGGAGGACGCAGGCUGGUACUGGUGUGGCAUCCAGCGGGACUUUGCCAGGGAUUACAUGGAUUUUACAGAGCUGAUUGUAACUGACAAGAAAGAAACCCUGGUCAGUGACUUUUGGUCUGGGAAAGACCUACCAGGCAACAAAACCAGAAGCUGCAAGACUCCCAGAGUUGUCCGCAAGGCUGACUACUCCAGGACGUCCAUUCUCAUCAUUUGCAUACUGAUCACGGGCUUGGGAAUCAUCUCUAUAAUCAGUCAUUUGACCAAAAGGAGGAGAAGUCAAAGGAAUAGAAGGAUAGGCAACUAUUUGAAGCCCUUCUCACGUAUCCUGACUCCAAAGAACGUGGCUCCUACUGAACAGAUGUGACUGAAGAUUUCUUUUAUUUAGUUUAUAAAGUGAUGCUACAACAGAACAGCCCCCAUGACAACUGCCCCACACCUCACAGACUGAUUCUGAUCUCCUGGGAAUUCUGAAGGACCCUCUAUCCUUGCCAGCAGUCAUUUGCAGCCUGGUAACAGCAAUGGGAGUCAGAGGAGCUGUGACAGACCGUAUGCAAGCAAGGCUGCACUCAAAUAACAUCCCCAGGUCUAAGUUCUCAUGCAUUCCAUCAGUCAGAAGGGAAGAAGAGGUGAAGAAUUUGCAUCGGGGGCCAGGAAAUCACUUAUUUUUAUUAGCCAAUAAAUUCCUGUC
Callithrix jacchus (white-tufted-ear marmoset) is the source of this 1157-nucleotide messenger RNA. It is a transcript of the gene TMIGD3, whose product is annotated as transmembrane and immunoglobulin domain containing 3. Gene Ontology annotation, molecular function: transmembrane signaling receptor activity. Lineage: Eukaryota; Metazoa; Chordata; Mammalia; Primates; Cebidae. The record is from RefSeq and is marked validated. Gene Ontology annotation, cellular component: plasma membrane.